Akanthomyces muscarius is the source of this 1032-nucleotide messenger RNA. RefSeq lists its product as uncharacterized. NCBI's taxonomy places the organism in Eukaryota, Fungi, Ascomycota, Sordariomycetes, Hypocreales, Cordycipitaceae. Bases 1 to 1032 code for a protein of 343 amino acids. The record is from RefSeq and is a predicted model, not a curated record. The transcript has a single exon.
AUGAUGGGCCGUCCGAUUGAAGAGAUCGUCUACGAUCAGCUCUUCCCCCGCCCCAAGGUCUCGGACCCCCAAAACUUCCAGUCCUUCCUCCAGCGCUCCCUCAUCCCCGAGGUCCGCCAGGAGACUCACUCCUUCUACGGCCACAUCGACACGCAAGAGGCCAAGUACCCCGGACUCGACUACGCACAUCCCACACACCGCAUGCGUCUGAGCCGCUGGCCCUGGCACCGCCGCCUCUUCCGCGCCUUUGACGGCCUCGGCCUCACCCGCUUCGAGAUUGCCGGCCUGACCAAGUGGGAGGGCACCAAGUGGGCCAAGGAAAAGUACGAGAAGGAGCAGGGCAUCGCCAUCCGCGACACCACCGCCGACGGCUUCCCGACCUGGGAGGAGCCCGCCGACUGGGUCCGCCCGGCGGCCGUUCUCGAACCCAGCAGCCCGUCCCUCAGCUCCAGCCCCAUCAGCAGUGGCAUGUCCACACCGCCCUACGUGCCCGCCGACGAGGACGACGAGGACGACGAAGACGACGAGGAGAGCGAGGACGAGCUCGAGAGCGUCGGCGUCGAGCUCAAUGAGCGCCUCCGCUCGCAGGCCGCCCGCCGCGAGGCCGGUGACCGCUCCGCCGUCCUCGACGAGGCCUGGGAGGAGUGGCUCAAGACGGCCAUCGAGUCGGGCGAGCUUGCCGUUGUCACCGAGCAAAUGACCGAGUCGGCAGCCGCGCGCCGCAGCCGCCGCUCCGCCUCGCCCUCGUCCCUCCCCGCCGCCCUCAUCCCCCACGGCAUGCUCGACCUCGCCCGCGGCGGCCAGUGGUCCGACGUCCCCGAGUUCCUCCAGCCCAUGCUCCGCGAGGUCAUCCGCGGCGAGACCUCGACGCCCUCGUCGUCCCGCAACGACCCUGCCCGCCCUGAGCUUGGCGCUACGCCCCGUGCCCUCAGCCGCCAGCUCACCGCGGCCACGCCUCGCUCGGCCAUGGGCUGGAACUUUGGCGGCCAGGUCAAUGCUGCUGCUGCUCGCACGGCCAACCCCAGUGCUUAA